Messenger RNA from Schizophyllum commune H4-8, 1762 nucleotides. RefSeq lists its product as uncharacterized. The transcript is spliced from 3 exons. The record is from RefSeq and is a predicted model, not a curated record. Lineage: Eukaryota; Fungi; Basidiomycota; Agaricomycetes; Agaricales; Schizophyllaceae. The coding region runs from base 163 to 1386 and encodes 407 amino acids.
CACGCGCAGACCAGGACAGCCAUGUCCGACGGUGCAUGGACCAUCCGACGAACAAUGUACACAUACUUCUUAUGGCUAAUCACGCUCUUCGUUAAAUAGCCCGUCAAGAAUGGACUACGCGCCAUUUCCCUUCUCCUCUCGCAACCUUCACCUUGUCCCGCAAUGCUUCUCACUCCUCCCGGCCUCGCACCUCCGUCUCAUCAGAGGCCUCGCAUAGAACGACCGCUAUGCACGCGUGAGUGCGCUCGCGGACCAAGCCGUCACUGCGGCGGUAGGACUGGCGGACACCUCGCGGUAGGGGACAUCCGUAUCACCUACAUCUCCCUCCUGGCCCCUUUCUACAAGAUCCUGGAUGACAAUUCCUGGAGGUCCAAAGUGCGCCAGCCCUCUCGACGCUCAUCGACUGUUCGCUCGCGCUCUGUCGCAUCCCCUCGGUCACGGCAAUCGACUAUCGCAUCCCCAUCCUGUGCCUCUACCACCAACGGCCCCAAAAAACGACCCUGCAUCGUUGCCAAUGUGGGCCAAUCCAGCGCCGAAGUCUGCAUCAUGGGUACGUUUGAAGGGGCCUUCGUAGACAAGAUCCACAAGGACCUUCGACCCCACCUCGCCAUCCUCGUCUCGCGCAAGAGCAAGCACAAAGGCGAUUGGCUGCAGGACAGCAAGAUGAGGCAUCUUCAUAGCCAACCGGAGUGGUAUCAGUCGAAAGGCAACGUCCAGUACAUCGUCCCUCUCAUGCACGACAUUAGCCUGGAUGACAUCAAAGAUCGAUGGUUGGCUUCCAGCCGCCAGAAGAUCAACGGGGCCGAGCCACGCAGUCCUGAUAGCUUGGCUGUCGAUCCACCCCCAGAAGGAUAUUACAUGGACGAACGCAACCUGCUCGGCUUGUACGAUUACGCAGAAGAAACGGCCCGACAGCUGAAGUAUCUGUCUGGCGACAGGGCGUACAGACGAAGACUUCGACGGAUACUCGAUGAGAAGAUGGCAACUAGUAAAGAGCCGGAUCAGAGCAACGCGUCUGUCAAGACGUUCGAUUCGUACGCCCCGUCGAUCGACAGCGUCCUCUCGCACGCGGCCGCGCCCUCGAUCAUCGAGAACACCCCGUCGACGCCCGAGGAACCAUCGCGCUGGCGCGCUUCGCUCAAACGCAUGUCUACUGCCCUCUCCAUGACAUCCACCUCGAUCCAAACGACGGCGGGCAAACGCUGCUCCGUCUCCGACGACCAGUGCCCCAAGACGCCGAAGGCUGCGAAGCAGGGAUUUGACACGUCGUCGAUUCAGUCCAAGAUCUCCAAGCGUCCAAUCUCGCUCAAGGAAUCGCCAAAGGCCAACAUUCUUCCACCUUCGAUCGCAUCACCAAACCAGUUCGCGGCUCUCACAUGCCAGUGAGCGUGCUGCGGUAUACUUCACAGACAACAAGACCGACUGCAGGCAGUCUCAUCCGGUCUUCGUCGCAGACGCGGGGUCUUCGCACGCCGCACGCGCGAGAAAGUCGCAGGCAGGCACUGUGUAUAACUAUAACGGACAUUGCUACACUCUCCUAGCUUCCACUCUCACUCCGAUUGCAGACCCGACUCCCACUCUCCUUGCCGCGUUGACGCUGUAGCAUCCCUCUUUUGACGCGCUCUAUGAUAUCAUCCCUGUGACUCGCCUUGUAGCAUACUGCUCACAUCGGACGCCGUUGCGUUUACUAUCAUAUCCUGUAUAUUAGCAUUGUCCUCUGUAGCAUAGCUGCAGAGUAUCUAUGAAUGGUGAUUACGAUGAC